UUGAAAGUAACAACGCUUUUUGAAUUACUCAAACAAAAUGUCUGGACGCGGAAAAGGAGGCAAAGUUAAGGGAAAGGCAAAGUCCCGUUCGAAUCGUGCCGGUCUUCAGUUCCCAGUAGGCCGAAUCCAUCGUCUGUUGAGAAAGGGAAACUACGCGGAACGCGUCGGAGCAGGAGCCCCUGUCUAUCUGGCAGCUGUGAUGGAAUAUCUUGCUGCUGAAGUUCUGGAAUUGGCAGGAAAUGCUGCCCGUGAUAACAAGAAAACCAGAAUCAUCCCACGUCAUUUGCAACUGGCCAUCCGCAACGACGAGGAACUGAACAAACUACUGUCGGGAGUAACCAUCGCCCAGGGUGGUGUGCUACCAAACAUUCAAGCUGUUCUACUCCCCAAGAAAACCGAAAAGAAAGCCUAAAUUGAAACUGAGUCACGCUACAACCGAAA
Molecule: messenger RNA, 441 nt
Organism: Malaya genurostris
Lineage: Eukaryota; Metazoa; Arthropoda; Insecta; Diptera; Culicidae
Product: histone H2A
Exons: 1
Coding region: 38-412 (124 amino acids)
Cellular component (GO): nucleosome
Molecular function (GO): protein heterodimerization activity; DNA binding; structural constituent of chromatin
Source: RefSeq, a predicted model, not a curated record